Molecule: messenger RNA, 1743 nt
Organism: Asparagus officinalis (garden asparagus)
Lineage: Eukaryota; Viridiplantae; Streptophyta; Magnoliopsida; Asparagales; Asparagaceae
Product: serine carboxypeptidase-like 13
Exons: 14
Coding region: 212-1609 (465 amino acids)
Biological process (GO): proteolysis; secondary metabolic process
Molecular function (GO): serine-type carboxypeptidase activity; acyltransferase activity, transferring groups other than amino-acyl groups
Source: RefSeq, a predicted model, not a curated record
ACGGCAAGAAAAUAGGUGACGCUCCUAAUAGAAUUUGUUUACUUCUCUUGAGCUUCGCGACGUUUCUCAUCCGCCCCCAGCCUGGACCAAACUACGUCUCUCGGCUGAAAACUCUGCCUCCGUCACCAUCGCCCCCGAGCCCCAGGCCAUAGCUUUGUGCUUUUCUCGUCAUAAACUGGAGGCAGCGAGAGCUUCAUCACUCGACCUUAUCAUGUCCUCUCCUCUCAACCUACCGCUCGCGACUGCCAUCCUAUUCUCCCUGAUGCUCUUGCCCCCUGCUCUCUCUGGAGUGAGCGUCACUCACCUCCCAGGCUUCACCGGCCCCCUUCCCUUUCAACUGGAAACUGGGUAUGAGAGUAUGGGAAACGAGGAGUUCUUCUACUAUUUCGUUCAGUCGGAGAGAAACCCGAGAGAGGACCCGCUCAUUGUGUGGCUCACUGGAGGCCCUGAUGGUUGCUCUGCUUUGUGCGGUUUCCUCUUGGAAAUUGGUCCUCUAAGGUUUAUAAUUGCAGAGUAUAAUGGCAGCUUACCAUCUCUCAUAUAUAAUCCUUAUUCAUGGUCAAAGGUUGCCAACAUUAUCUUUCUUGAUGCUCCUAUUGGAUCCGGGUUCUCAUACUCAACAUGUGCUAGCGAUUAUGAGCUCAAUGACACAGUCUCGUCACUGCAAACCUGUAAUUUUCUUAUAAAGUGGUACGAGAGUCACCCAGAUUUCCUAUCCAAUCCUCUCUAUAUUGCGGGUGAUUCAUACGCUGGAAAACUUGUCCCAUUGGUUACUCAUGCAAUAGUGACAGGUGAACUAUCACCAUUAUUCUCUAAUCUCAAGGGUUAUAUAAUUGGCAACCCAAUAACAGAUAAAUUAUUUGACUCCAAGUCCCGGGUACCAUUUUCUCAUGGGAUGGCAAUUAUAUCAGAUGAACUCUACAAGGAGAUAAAGGAAAAUUGUGCAGAAGAAGAAGACUAUGAUCACCCUAAUCCUCAAAAUUUACUAUGUUACGGGGCACUUUCUGAGUUUAAAAAGUUUUGUUCAGAAAUUUACGAUAAAUACAUUUUGGAACCCAAGUGUCCUCCGCCUUUUAUGCAAAAAUCCAUAGUCACAACUAAGAGGUCACUAGGAGAGGAGCUAUAUAAAGAUAUCCUUCUACCAUCACAAGCUCCCGAUAUGAAGUGUAGAACUCAAUAUGCUCAAUACCUGUUGGAUUACUGGACAAACAAUAGCGCAACAAGAGAGGCUCUUCACAUAAAGAAGGGAAGUAUACAAGAAUGGGUGACAUGUAAUCGUAGCUUGCAUUACACAAUGAAUAUUCCUAGCACAUUGGUGUAUCAUCAUGAUCUAAUACAAAGAGGAUACAGAGCUCUAGUAUACAGUGGGGACCAUGAUUUGGUGGCUCCGUUCAGAGGGACACAUGCAUGGAUAAGGUCUCUCAACUUCUCCAUCGUCGAUGACUGGCGAUCAUGGCAUGUACAUGAUCAAGUUGCCGGAUAUACAAGAAAGUUUAAGGACGAUUUGACGUUUGCAACGGUAAAGAAUGCUGGGCAUACUGCAGCUACAUACCAGCCAGAGAAUUGUUUGGCUAUGUUUGAGAGAUGGAUAUCGCACGAGAGCCUAUGAUAUACAUAUGCCAUAUGGGUUACCUCCACAAGAGGACUUUAAUUUGUUUAUCUUCAAGUGCCUCUUGGAUCAAAAAGUAAAGUUGUGGAUUUAUUUUAGUUCACUGUUACAUUAUCAAUUUGUCGAAUUGUUUU